Molecule: messenger RNA, 1646 nt
Organism: Myripristis murdjan (pinecone soldierfish)
Lineage: Eukaryota; Metazoa; Chordata; Actinopteri; Holocentriformes; Holocentridae
Product: nascent polypeptide-associated complex subunit alpha
Exons: 9
Coding region: 158-1537 (459 amino acids)
Cellular component (GO): nascent polypeptide-associated complex
Source: RefSeq, a predicted model, not a curated record
AGUAGACAGAAAACGACAGGAUUAGGCUGCAUGGCCCGACUGAGCAAAGAGAUGACCCGGUAGGAGAAGCGGCGACUCCAACCGGAUAUCACGGCGAGACGGGGGUCACAAAUCCUCUCUUACAGCCAUCUUGGAUAUAGCAUCCUGAGUCGCAACCAUGCCUGGUGAAGCCACAGAAACGGUCCCAGUCACCGAGCAGGAGAUGCAGCAGCCUCAAGUAGAAACUGCUGCAACGGUGUUGAGUUCCUCUGCUCAUCCUGAGAUGGCUGUUCCUGUUGGGAACAAGGCAUCCCCACUGGAGAGUCCUAUGCCUCCAGAAAUCUCUGUUGCCUCUAAAGAGGGAGACUCCCAACCACCACCCGUGCAAGCUAAUGCUGAGGCUGCUGGUGAUCAACUAAAUGGUGCAGCUACAACACAGAUCAGCCAGCAAACUGAAGAUACUGGUGUGGAGGAGACACCUGUGUCACUACAAGCAACCCCUGUUGACUCAGCAGUGACUGAAGAAUGUGUGCCCCCGACUGAGGCUCCUGUUCCUGCCACAGAAGAGAAACACACUUGUGAAUGUGAAGCUCUCCCUGAAGGGGUAGUUAAGAAUCAGGAGUCAGUUGCUGCUGCUGAUCAAUCUGCCAGCCAAGUGCCUGACAAGAUUGUGGUUGACGCUUUUGCAAAGUCUGUUGUGGAAGAACCAGGGGUAGCGGCUGCUUCUGAAGAGCUGAGCACAGGCAGUGUAGAUGAGAAGGAAGGUGGUGUGCCAGGGCAUGCAGAAGAAGGCCCGAAGAAUACUUGCCUCGAUGCAGCUCCUAAAAAUGUCGAUAUACUACCUGGAGAUGUGAAUGUUGACGUGGCCACUCAAAAUGAAAAUCUUGAGAAAGAACCUACUAUAUUGCUCUCUAAGGCCAUCCAGUCAAAGGUGACCUCCAAUUGUGCAGGUCCAUCCCUUUCCACCCGGCAUGUGUCAGGAUCUGGCACAGAGUCUGAUAGUGAUGAAUCAGUCCCUGAGCUGGAGGAACAGGACUCUGCACAGACACAGACACAACAGGCUCAGCUCGCAGCUGCUGCUGAAAUAGAUGAGGAACCUGUUAGCAAAGCCAAACAGAGCCGCAGUGAAAAGAAGGCACGAAAGGCAAUGUCAAAGCUUGGUCUCCGGCAGGUAACAGGAGUCACCAGGGUCACCAUUCGCAAAUCCAAGAACAUCCUAUUCGUCAUUACCAAACCAGAUGUCUACAAGAGCCCUGCAUCAGACACCUACAUUGUCUUCGGAGAGGCGAAGAUUGAGGAUCUUUCCCAGCAAGCCCAGCUGGCUGCUGCAGAAAAGUUCAAGGUACAGGGAGAAGCUGUAUCAAACAUCCAAGAAAACACACAGACGCCAACUGUACAAGAGGAGAGCGAAGAGGAAGAGGUUGAUGAGACCGGGGUCGAGGUGAAGGACAUUGAACUCGUGAUGUCACAAGCCAACGUGUCGCGGGCGAAGGCCGUACGCGCCCUGAAAAAUAACAACAAUGACAUUGUCAAUGCUAUUAUGGAGUUGACAAUGUAGUGGGACACCGGCGGCAAAGGGGUCAAGAAAGGUUGCUGAUUUAAUCUACGCUUGUUUAUACAGUUUAUACCCAAGAUGGAAAUAAAGUUGUGGCUUGAUUAAAAUGAAA